AACCUCCAUAUUAACCCGGAAAAAAUAACCUCGAACGGUCGCUGUCCCGAAACACCCUCGGUACAGACAAAAAGGAUAAAUGGCUUCGCGCCUGAGCCGAAUCUGGCCCGUCGUGUCCCGGGUUCGCUGGAGCUCCGCUGUCGGGACCCGCUGCGUGUCACAGACGCCGAAGUCAAGCGCGGCUGGUGCGGCUGUAGUGUCUGAUCUGCAGACCGUGUCACCCGCGCUUCAGGACAGUCAUGGACACACAGAGGUCAACCCGUUUGAGACGAAUCCAGAUUUCCAUGGUUUCCAUCACCAUGAUUCUUUUGUGGAUGAAUGGAACAUGAGAUUGGCGUUUUUCUUUGGCAUUUCUGUGGCUAUUGUUAUCGGAGGCACUUUCAUCCACUAUUUACCUGAUCACGGUAUGAGGCAGUGGGCUCGUCGGGAAGCUGAGAGGUUGAUCAAACAGAGGGAGGCUGAGGGACUUCCACUCAUGACUGAAAAUUAUUAUGACCCCAGCAAGAUUAUUCUCCCUUCGUCUGGAGACGAGUAGACAUCAUUUUGUCAAUAAAUAUUCUGUUAAUGUUUGUUUGCUUGUACAAUAGACUCUCCUCAACUGUUAUAAUAAAAAUAUAUGUUCUAAUAUAAGUGCAUGUGGUAAUUUAAUAGGCACCCACAUUUGCUGAAAUAGCAUAAACCCUAAAAGUGUAGGUUAAUUUACGUUUUGGCAGCAAAGGGGUGUAGCAACAGUAUAUAAAAAGUGAAAGUUACUCAGCACAAAAAAAUUGACAAGUUACUGUACCGUUAAAUGUUUUGGAGAACAUGCUGCAGGUAAAUCCAGUACAUUUGUUACAUGUUCUACCUCAGCUAUACUUUCGUAAAGAAAAAAUAGAGGGUUCUUGCAAGAUUAAGAAAAUGCUAAAUCUAAUGGUUUUACACACUGCUAUAAAAGGAAAAAUAAAGUUGUGACCACACCAGCGUCACUAUAUGAGAUA
Messenger RNA from Triplophysa dalaica, 977 nucleotides. RefSeq names its product NADH:ubiquinone oxidoreductase subunit B11 (gene ndufb11). The record is from RefSeq and is a predicted model, not a curated record. Lineage: Eukaryota; Metazoa; Chordata; Actinopteri; Cypriniformes; Nemacheilidae. Bases 80 to 535 code for a protein of 151 amino acids. The transcript is spliced from 3 exons.